This is a messenger RNA of Actinia tenebrosa (Australian red waratah sea anemone), 2484 nucleotides long. Its product is annotated as fibroblast growth factor receptor 2. Gene Ontology annotation, cellular component: axon; plasma membrane. Gene Ontology annotation, biological process: homophilic cell-cell adhesion; dendrite self-avoidance; axon guidance. The record is from RefSeq and is a predicted model, not a curated record. Lineage: Eukaryota; Metazoa; Cnidaria; Anthozoa; Actiniaria; Actiniidae. Gene Ontology annotation, molecular function: cell-cell adhesion mediator activity.
GUUUUAUUUUUCCAGCAAAAUUACGUCUUUUCACAACUGCAACAAUUGGCCAAGAGCACAAAGGGAUCCCAUAUCUCAUCAUCGGAACAUCUGCUUGGCUUGAUAACAAACGCCGCUGAUUCGAAUCGCGUGCUCACAUGAGUCAGACGUAAACAUUGUUGACAAGGGAUCGAAGGAGAAAGAUAGACAGAAAAUCAAGCAGACAAUAAAGCCAACAGUUACUCGUGCUGCUGUUAAUAGUGUACAAAUCAUUGUGAGCUCCUGUAAGAAGAMGUUAUUGAAUGAUGUAACAGCCUGACUACGUAAAGAGAAUACUUAUCUUGAUCAUCUACCUAUAUUUCAACAAAUGUAUCCUAAGUAUGGUUUAUUGUAUUGGCCUGUGCGUGAUGACUAUUCUAAACUGUCUGUCAUGUACUGCAGGUGUUCAAAGUGAUCGCUUACGACCAAGUCAUCCUACCACCAAAGUGGUAGCAACCGUGGGCUCAACAGCCCGGUUAAACUGUUCAGCGGUAGCCACCCAGAAAAACGUCAGCAUCGCAUUCAAGUGGUUCAAAUAUGGCAGGCCAUUAUUGGAAGUGACUUCCAGACGUAGGGACAGUAUUUUUAGGCUUGGUCGUCACGUGCUUGUGUUUGACGAGGUUCUAUUGGCUGAUGCAGGAAGGUAUAUGUGUAUGAGGAUAACUGGUCAUAAAACUGAGAACUGGACCUUCAACUUGUCUGUUAAAGAACCUCGAGAACAUCCCAUCAUCGUCGACGAACCUCAAGGAAACAUGUCCACUACGUUAGGYCAGACUGCAAUUCUUAGUUGUAAAAUACAAACUCAAUCAAUCACGUAUAUUGAAUGGCGUUUUCUUCAGUCCAUUCCUACAAAUACUUCAAGGAAUAUCUCAAUGAAGGAAUCGUUUAUAACACCUUCGACAAAAAUCGUACCGACGAAGUUACGGCUGCGAGUUGUCGUUCCUUUACUCUUGGAUGGUGCGUCGGGAAGCCGUCGUACGACAGUCGGUGAGCGCCGACAGAUUCACGAAGAUCUUUUGUAUAUUUAUAAUGUGUCUUCUAAUGAUAGUGGUACAUAUAUCUGCUUGGCUUUUAAUAAGUAUGGCAAGGCAAUCAAGGAAACUACGCUAACUAUAUCAGCAGCACAAAGUACAAAACCAAGUUGUGUUCCAAGGAGUUUAGCAGCCGAUGAUUCCAAUAUUCCAAUAGCCAUUUUGAUAGCGAUUCCUGCAUUUCUGUUCUUCCUUGCUUGCACAGUAAUAAUAAGGGCGCUCGAAAAGGCACGACAACAAAAGAAAUUAGCCAAACUAGCUAAAGCAGAAAAGGAAAGAGAGAAAGAACAAAAACAAGAAAAAACAAAAGAUAUUAUCCAAUCAAAAUCAAGUCUUACUGAUAUUAACGAAAAUAGACCUGUAGCCAUGGUAACGGCACAGAACUUUAGGCCGGUGCACGUGAUCGAUGAAAGAAUUCGAGCCUUCAGUACUGAUGAACAGCGGUUUGAUUCCAUAUCCACGUCAUCAGCGUCUGAGGUAGAGGUUGUUCUUACCGACAAUAAACUUGCUAAUCAACUAAGCCUAUCCAAACAAAGCUCUCUUCCAAGUAGCACCGACAUCCCUUACACCUCACCCACACCAGACCUCGUUAGCUCGUCUAGCUGUGGAGUAGAACUUGACUGGGAAGGUAUGGAUCUUAAUAUACCUGAUGGAAUAGAACUGGUUGAACUGUCUAGAGAAGCAGAAGUUUGACAACAGAUAGCAGCUAUGGAAUUCUUUAAAAUUAGACUUGUAUUCGUAUGUAAAGAUAUUUUACUUGCAGAAGAAAUGUAAAUAACAACGUGUGCAGGUUAUCUGGAAAAAGUGAGUUUUUAUUGGCUUGUAAAAGUAGGUUAUUUCUUAAAGCAACGCCUUUGGAAAUCAGACAGUUUCAGUACGAUAUUGAGAUAUGCUGAAGAGAUUUGAGAGUCCAAAGUAAGCAUCAGUUGGCUGGCAAAACAGCUCGUGCUAAAGAGUAUGACGAGAAAAGAAAGUAAGCUAAGGAUUUAUAUUUUACUCUAGCGAUAACAAUUCAUGACAUUGAUGUUUGUAUUAUUUAAAGUGAAUGCCUAAGUAAAGUUUUAAAUAUAUAUACUAAUAUCAUUGAUGUAUAUAUAUUCUCCUAAAAGAGCCUAUGUUUAUAUUACAGCCUUUUAUCUCAUUCAGUUGAGCCAAAACUGAGCGAUUGUUGGAUGCGAGUUUGAGUCGAAAUUUAGGAGAAAACCCCAGAAAAAUGAGGAAACUUGAGCGCGACGUCAUUUUAAUGAAAACAAAGGCUUUAAAUUCUUAGUUUAUCGGUGCAUACGACCUAACAUUUGUUAUAUUUUUUCCCGUUAUCAUGAGAUACAAACUGGAUAUAGCAAAAAUAGCAUAGAAUGGAAAGUAUAGUAAAUAAUGGUUUGAGAGCUAGACAGGAAAAUUACAACAUUAAAACAUACACUAUUUGCAUUAAGAA